AUGGCGCAAAUGAGCCCAGACGCGGCUCCCUCCCGCCACGCUCUUGCCGCCGACCCGCUGCCGGCGCUCCGCCGCCUCCGGGCCGCCGCGCCGCGCGUCUUCGGGCAGCUCCACGCGCUGCUCCUCACCUCCGGCCUCGCGCUCCACUCGCCCAACUUCGCCCUCCUCCUCCGCCUCGCCUCCUCCUCCGUCCCAUCCCUCUCCCACCGCCUCCAGCUCCUCCUUUGCUCCCCGCUGCCGCCCACAGCUUUCCUCGCCAACUCCCUACUCCUCGCGCACCUCCCUUUCGCGCUCCCCGUCUACUCCCUCCUCUUCCUCGCCUCUCCCCCGGUCCUCCGCCCCAACGAGUUCACCUAUCCGGCCCUCCUCCGCGCCUCCCCACCCCGCACCGCGCUCGCGCUCGCCACCCAUUCGCUUAAAUUCCUCGGCGCCGGGGCCGCCUCACGCGACCGCGUCCUCGGCGCCGCGCUUCUAGAUGUAUUCGCCCGCUGCGGCAGGAUAGUGUCAUGCCGCCGGGUGUUUGACAGGAUCGUCGAGCCGGACCUGCCGGCCUGGAACGCGCUGCUCACCGCCUACGCGCGCCGGACCAGGGAUUCGUCGCGCGCCGGCGAGGCGGCGGAGAUAAUUGAGCUGUUUGGGCGCAUGGUCUCGUUGGCCGUCCGGCCGAGCGAGAUCACGCUCGUCGCCGUCCUUGGCGCAUGCGGGGAGCUCGGCGCUCUCGGGCACGGCCUGUGGGCGCACGCGUAUGCUCUCAGGCGCAGGCUGGCAGUGAACUGUUACGUGGCCACUGCGCUCGUAGAGAUGUACACCAGGUGCGGGAAAAUGGACCUGGCCGAGCAGGUGUUCGCUGGCGUUGCGGACAUGGACACACGCUGCUACAAUGCCAUGCUCCAGGGCCUGGCAUUCCAUGGGCAUGGCCAAGCUGCCCUCGCGUUGUUUGACAAGAUGUGUGCGGAGGGCUUCCCCGUUGAUAGUGUCACGGUGCUGGCGGUGAUGUGCGCGUGCGCCCACGCAGGGUUGGUGGAUGAAGGGCAGUGGCUCUUGGACAGAAUGGAGAUUCAGUUUGGGGUCACACCGCGGAUCGAGCAUUAUGGAUGCAUGGUUGACAUACUAGGCCGAGCUGGUCAGCUUGAUGUUGCCAAUAAGCUCAUCCGAGGGAUGGACAUUCCACCGAACGCCGCAAUGUACAGGUCUUUGAUACGGGCAUGUGGGAUUCAUGGCAAGCUAGAACUUGGGGAGAGGACAAUCGAAGAGCUGAUGAGGCUCGAGCCAGAGCACAGUGGAAAUUAUGUCUUGCUGUCCAACUUCUACGCGAGAAUGAGGCUAUGGGAGGACGCAAAGAAGGCAAGGAAGGAGAUGAAGGCCAUGGGCAUUGACAAGAGCCCCGGGUCAAGCCUCCUUGACAUAGAUGGUGUUCUCCAUGAGUUCUUGAUGGGUGAUAAGACACACCAUGCCUCAAGGGAGAUAUACGCCAUGGUUCAAGAGAUCGAGACCAGAUUGAAGGAAUGCGGGCACCAGCCGAGCACCACAACUGUGAUGUUCAACGUCGAGGAGGAGGACAAGGCAGAUGUGCUGUCCUACCAUAGCGAGAGGCUCGCCAUUGCCUUCGCCCUGAUCGCCUCCUCUCCAGGUGCGCCCAUCAGGAUCAUCAAGAACCUCCGGGUGUGCACUGAUUGUCACAAGAGCACCAAGCUCGUCUCCCGGGUGUAUGGAAGGGAGAUCAUCAUGAGGGACCGCACCCGGUUCCAUCACUUCAGAGAUGGCCAUUGCUCAUGUGGAGAUUUCUGGUGACUGGUCAUUAGCUCUUUGCCAUGUUCAUAAGAAUGUGCUGUAGAUUCGUGUUCCUACUUGUUCUGUGUGGCUCUCCAGACUGGACAAUGGACGGCGUCGUGAACACGAAGCAGCCGGAACCAGCGGUCGGCGACGGCAUUGAAGUCUGCAAAGAACCCUCAAGAACCAAGACUAGCCCCGAAGAACAAGUUCAUAUAUCUGUGGAUCAACCUGAAGAUUCCAGCUCACGGUGCUGACAGGGGACUCUUUACUUGCUUCUCUCUACAAAAAUUGGAGUCAUGACAAAACAUGACAGAAAUAGGAGUCAAGACUGUGUUAUGUCCAAUUGAUGUAAAUGUGGAUGGGCGCAGAGGUUGCUGGCUAUGUCAUUUAUUUUUUACCGUUCCUGGCUUCGUAUUCUAAGGACUGGUGGUAACACACAGCAGAGUUGGCUGGUUCAGGUUAUUGUAUUUUAUGAAUUUUGAUUGA
Molecule: messenger RNA, 2259 nt
Organism: Hordeum vulgare subsp. vulgare (domesticated barley)
Lineage: Eukaryota; Viridiplantae; Streptophyta; Magnoliopsida; Poales; Poaceae
Product: pentatricopeptide repeat-containing protein At5g43790-like
Exons: 2
Coding region: 1-1791 (596 amino acids)
Biological process (GO): RNA modification
Molecular function (GO): protein binding; zinc ion binding; RNA binding
Source: RefSeq, a predicted model, not a curated record